AUGGAUAACUUGACAUUCACAAACGGAAUUCUCCUCAUAGAGGGACUGAAAGUUACACAACAUUCUUCUUAUCCUCUAUUCAUCCUGCUUCUUUUGGUCUAUCUCUUUAUAAUGGGAUGCAAUAUUGGACUUAUUAUUGUGAUAUUAACUGAGAAGAAUCUGCAUCAUCCUAUGCAUUUUCUGUUUUUUAACCUGCCACUGACUGAUAUAAUAGGGAGCACUGUCAUUAUGCCACGCUUACUGCAGGAUAUUCUAAGGGAAGCCUCAGAGCGAUAUAUGACAUAUGUGGAGUGUGUGGUUCAAGCUUAUUUUGUACAUAUAUUUGCAGCAGCAAGCCACUAUGUGCUUAUGAUAUCACUUACUUUACGCCUGUCUCGUUGCAGAUCUAACAUUGAAAACCCAUUCUGUGAUAAUGCCUCACUGUUCAAACUGUCCUGUGAAGAGGGUGUUGUUGUUAAUAAUGUGUAUGGAAUUUGUACUACAAUUCUUGUCUCUGUCGUCUCACUUGGAUCUGUAUUCAUAACAUAUGCAAAGAUUGCUACCGUAUGCAUAAACAGCAAAAACAAAUCAUUCAACAGAAAAGCCAUAAAAACAUGUGGCACACACAUAGCUGUUUAUUUAAUCAUGUUGGUUUCUUCUGUCAUUAUGAUUUUUUUGCAUCGUUCUCCUCCUCAAUAUUCUGACAGCAGAAAACUAGCUAGUAUAAUGUUUCAUAUUGUACCACCAGGACUAAAUCCUUUAGUGUAUGGUUUACAGACCAAAGAGAUAAGACAAAAGACUAUUAAAUUUUGUUUUAGCAAAAAAGGUUAA
Messenger RNA from Danio aesculapii, 810 nucleotides. Its product is annotated as olfactory receptor 8U9-like. Gene Ontology annotation, molecular function: olfactory receptor activity. Gene Ontology annotation, biological process: G protein-coupled receptor signaling pathway. Lineage: Eukaryota; Metazoa; Chordata; Actinopteri; Cypriniformes; Danionidae. Gene Ontology annotation, cellular component: membrane. The transcript is spliced from 2 exons. The record is from RefSeq and is a predicted model, not a curated record. The coding region runs from base 1 to 810 and encodes 269 amino acids.